GAGAGAGAGAGGCGCAUGCGCAGUACAGCCGAGGUUCUGAUGAGGUUCGGCUGAUGUAGGUCAGAGUCCAGAAGCAGCUUCACACGGGUCUGUGAAUUUAGGACAACCGAACCGAACCGAACCGGAGCUCAGCGUCGGUUCUGUCUGCGAGGAACAGCGAUGGCGGGAUGAUCGGGACCGGCCCGGUGUUUGAGGAUGAACCGGAGCGACGGAGCGGCGGCGGCCGAGCGGGAUUUUGUUGUGGAUGGAGAGGGAAAUGUGUGCAGAACUACGGGUUACAUGACUGAUUGUCUGAAUGAAGACACUGAUAAAGUUCCUCUUCAAACGCAUCCGCUGAGAGAAUUUGAACAGCACCUCAAUGAUCUGAAGAAGGAGAACUUCAGCCUCAAGCUGCGCAUCUACUUCCUGGAGGAACGGAUCCAGCAGAAGUUUGAGGACAGCAGUGAUGAGAUCUACAGAACGAACAUCGAGCUGAAGGUGGAGGUGGAAAGUCUGAAACAGGAGCUGCAGGAAAAACAGCAACUGCUGGAUAAAGCGCUGAGAGCAGCAGAGAGUCUGAGCAAUCACAAUGAAGAGGAGCUGCAGCGACGGUGUGAGGAGAGACAACAGGAGAUUGAUCACAUGCAGCAGGUGCUGGAGACCAAGAUACAGAUACUGCAGGAGGAGGCUCAGUUAGCGCGGGACGAGGCCGAGCGCAUGGCCAGCGUCGCUGAAUCUCACUCCCAGCAUCCCUCUGUCACCAUGGAAACAGUUGCCAAGGACACACCAGGAGACACAAGCACACAGCCUGAUGAAGAUGCAGACAGUGAGAGGAUCGAGCGGCUGAGCGCGGCGCUGUGCCACAAGGAGCGGAUGAUCAGAGAGCUGACGGAGGAGAAGACGGAGCUGAGACAGAGAGUGAGACACAUGGAGGAGCAGCUGCAGCAGCUGUCUGUGUCUCUGCUGCAGAGAGAAAGAGACGCGCAGUUCUAUCAGGAGGAGUUGGGUCGUGAGAGGCUCCGUGUGCAGCAGGAGAUGCAGAGUCUGAUAGAAGAGCAGCAGCUGCAUCAGUAUGAACACGCCGCUGGUCAGUGUGUGAAUGAACUGCAGCAAGCACAGCUACAGCUCGAGUCUCUGCAGAACAAGAUCCACGAGAGCGAGACCAGCAACAAGGUGCUGCAGGAGAAACUGUGUGAGAUGGAGUCAGAGCUCCAGUCCAUCAGACAAGCUGCUCAGAAGCAAGAGAGAACCAUCCAGAACCUCACAGACAGCCUGAGAACUAAAGACACAGAGACUCAGGAGCUGUACCAUGUGAUUGAGGGCCAGAACAACACACUGCGUAAAAUCACAGAGACCCACCAGCAGCAGCUGCAACACACACAGACUCCAGAGGGCACCGUGGACUCGGGUUCGGUUCUGGGCUCCCAGAGUUCUCUGUUCUCGUGUCAGCUGGAGUUGGAGGCAAGUCAGCGCGCUCACAGACUGACUCAGAGACGUCUGGAGGAUCUGACGCGAGAGCGAGAGCGACUGCAGAACGACCUCCAGGAGGCGCUGCAGCACAGAGACAUCAGCCACAAACACAACCAGGAGCUGCGUGAGAUGGUUGAGCAGCUGCGGUCUGAGCUGCAGCUCAAAGUGUGUGAGCUGAGAGAUCAUGAAGCCUCGACUCGCUCAAAAAUCACAGACCGGGACAAAAGCAUCGCACAGCUCCAGCAGAGCUUAUGCCGCAAAGACGCGCUGCUGCAGGAGUAUGCAGAGCUGCAGAAUGACUCGUGUGACUCCAGCGGCCGCGAGGAGAGAGACGUGCUGCUGCAGACGCUGAGGAGCCGCAUCCGAGACAGAGACGCCGCGCUCGAGCGCUCAAUCGAUGAGAAGUUCCGCUGUCUGGAGGAGAAGGACAGUGAGGUGCGUCGACUGCAGCUGGUGCUCCGCGAGAAAGACCGAGACCUGGAGAGACUGCGCUGCGUCCUCAACAACAACAACGACACCAUCACGGGUUUGGAUGCUCUGGUGCGCAGUAAGGAUCUGGAUUUGGAGAGAACGCAGGAAGCGUGCCGCAAACUGGAGUGGAUGAGACAGCAGAGCGAUGAGAAACACACACUCGCUGUACAGGAGAGAGACGGCAUCAUUCAUCAGCUGCAGACGGUGCUGCGCUCACACAGCAGAGAGAGCGAGGAGCUCAGGUCAGUGCUGCUGGGAGAAGUGUCCGCCGCUGACGUGCUCCAGGAGCUCCAGGCCCAUCUGUCCGUGAAGGAGCAUCUGUUUCAGGAAGUGAUGUCAGACCGCAGCCGGCAGGCGCAGGAACACCACAGACAGCUGACGGAGCUGCUCCACACCAUCAGCUCCAGAGAUCAGGACAUGAAGGAUUACGGCGAGCAGUUGGGUCGAGUGAUUUCUGAGCGAUCGGGUCAGUUGCAGGAGUUGCGCCGGCAGCUAGCGUCACGAGAACAGGAGCUGAAUGACAUGAACAGGGAGCGAGAGAGAGAUGUUUCUGCGACCAGAGAGCUGCAGCGACUUCAGGACGUUCUCAAGGAGAAAGACGCCUUCAUACAGGAGUUACUGCAGGGUCCGAGUGAGAUGUUGAACUCCACACCAGCACCAGCUCAGGCCGUGUGCACGAGCAGCUCAGGUGAUCCGGAUGUACAAGCCAUCAGAGAUGAACUACAGCUGACACUUCAGAAACACAGAGAGACCGAGCGGGAGCUCUCAGAGAUGCGCUCGGUUCUGGCUGCAGGGCGUCAUGACACAUCAAGCUCUGAUCAGCAGUGUGUCCUGCAGCAGCUCGUGUCGGAGCAGCAGGCGCUGAAUGAAGCUCUGAGAGCAGAGAAGAGCGUUUAUGAGAAUCUCAGACGAGUCCCGAGUCAAGACGACAGCAGCGCUGAGAAGCCUGGAGCGCUGUACGCCGAACUGGACUCGCUUCAGGCGCUGCGCCAGCAGCUGGAAGAAACCCUGACGAGGGCCCGCGAGACGGCGCUGGUGCUGGACCGGGCCACGCUGAUCCAGACGGACUAUGGAGAAUCCAGCAGUGAUGAAGAUGAAGAUGAUCGUGAGAGCAGCAGCGAGGAGUUCACAGACAGCAUAGAGGACGAUGAGAUCAAACUGACGGCUCAGAGUCUGACGAGCGCACAGAAAGCUGAGGAGUUCGGCAGGGCGCUGAUGUCCCAAAAUGCAUCAGAGCAGAGAAACCGAGAUGAAAGCGAGAUGGGCGAAGAAACGGGCUGCUCCUCACUCGCUCGCUCCAGGAACGCUCUGAAUGAAGACGAGUCUGGAUUAGCUGCGGAUGAGGAGGAAUCUGUCAGGUGUCGAGGGUCAGAGAAGCGUGAAACAGAACGACCAAACUCCCGUGAGCCUCAGAGAGUUUACCGUGCGUUCCAAGAGGAGGAGGAGGAGGAGGAGGAGGAAUAUGAUGAUGAAGAUGGAGAGGAAGGGGAAGAUGUCAGGGGCCCUCAGCGCAAGCGUGGGCCCCCGAGUGUGAAGCUGCGGGAGGGGAGGUGGAAGAGGAGGUGCACCAGACCUCAUUCUCUGGACCUCGGAGCUCUGCUGUCUCACAAACCUGCAGCCCAGCACACAGUUCAGGAUGUAGGAAUGGAGCGGGAGGUCGAGGGGGACAGCGGUGGUUCGAGUGCAGGAGGGGGUGGAGCUAUCGGCUUCUGGCAGCACGUGGAGGCGGGGCUUCGGGAGCAGGCGGAGCGUCUCCGUAGUGACCUCGCUGUGAGUCGUCAGGAGAGCCGUGAGCUGCAGGAGAGACUGAUGGUGUCAGAGGCAACGGUGCAAGCACAGGCAGAACAACUGAAAGACUACAGAGAGCUGCUGACUGAGAGCGCCGUGCAGCAGGACAGUAAACAGGUGCAGGUGGAUCUUCAGGAUCUGGGAUACGAGACGAGUGGCCGCAGUGAGAAUGAAGCUGAGAGAGAUGACGCCAGCAGCCCCGAGUUUGAUGAGCUGGAGACGGGCGUCUCUCUCUCGGUUACAAUGAGCAGACGCAGUGGCUGGAACGCAGACAGCGACGGAACGCAGACAGAUGACCCGUCCUCGCUGAAGCGUCUGGUGCAGGAUCUGCGCUCGCAGCUAUCUCGCUGCUACAAAGUGAUCCGCGGCCUGCAGCUGCGCAUCCGCUCGCUCUCAAACACCUCCGACUAUGCCUCCAGCCUGGAGCGCACGCCGCGCAAGGUGAACUGGGCGUUUCAGGUGAGCUCGGCUCACAGCGGUGUGGACGAGGACGAGGGCUGGCAUUCAGACGGGCCGCUGAGACCCAGUCGCGAGCUGCAGGAGCUGGUGAGCCGCGUGACGCUGCUGGAGACGCAGAUCAGGAGCUCUGCACGUGAGGGAAAGAGCGGCCCGGAGGACGGGAAAUGUGCCACCUGGCCCGGGAAGUACAACACACUGAUCCAGGCACAGGCACGAGAGCUGUCCCACCUGCGUCAGAAGAUGCGAGAGGGCCGGGGCAUCUGCCACAUCCUCACACAGCACUUGAGUGACACGACCAAAGCCUUCGAGGAGCUGCUGCGCGCCAAUGACAUCGAUUACUACAUGGGCCAAAGCUUCCGGGAGCAGCUUUCCCAGAGUUCCUCACUCGCUCAGAGAGUCAGCACCAAGAUCAGUGGACGUGAUCGUUCAGAGCAGCAAGAUGAUAAAACGGGUCACGAGCUGCUCGCACUGAGGCUGAGUAAGGAGCUCCAACACAAAGAUCAAAUCAUCGAGUCUCUCCACACCCAGUUACAACAGCGUCCGGAAACGCCCUGCAGCAGCCACGCCCCUUCCGAGACAACAGACCAAUCAGAUUGCACCUCGUUUGUGUCUGACGAGAGAGGAUCCACCAACGAGGACGUGGACCUGUGCUCAGAUGUGGACGCCACCAAUGAGUUUCCACAGGAGGAGCCCCGACCCAAAGACAGAGGUGUGUUCACAGGACUCUUGUCCAGCUCACAGCCACUGAUCCAAACCCAGAGCUGGCCUGCUCACUCUAACCCCAUGACCUUUGCCCCCCUGACCUGCCCUGACCCUGAGCACAGGAUCCUGACUGUCCCAGCACAGCGGAGGCCACCCAUGAGAACUCUCAGCGCUCCUCACUCGCUCUCCAGCUAUCAGCUGACCGCGCAUUCCAUCGAUUACACGCCCGUAUCCCAUCAUGCACUGGGAAACAGUGGAGGCCCAUCUGUGCAGACAGAUGCAUUGUGGGACAUGGAGAAUAUGAUUCAGCCAAUUAGAGGUUUUGAUGGAUCAUCUUAUGACCAGUCUGGCAACAGCCAAUCAGGUGUCGACGUGAUCGAGGAGCAUCUGAGAGAGAUCCGAUCUCUGCGUCAGCGACUGGAAGAUUCCAUCAGAACCAACGAGAGACUGAGACAGCAGUUAGAGGGACGUCUGGCCACAGCGGCGAGAGACACCGUGGCUCCAACCAACAUCUUUAUCCAGAGUCAUGAUGCAGUCAGUCAACUGACCAAUGAAGUCAGAGCGUUAAAGGAGGAAAAUCUGGCACUACAGUCAAGGUUACAAGCCAGCAGAGACUCCAGUGAAGAGGCGGAGCAGCUCCGGGAGGCGGUGCUUUCUGGGCGUGUCCGUCUGCAGCAGGCGGAGUUAGAGGCGGAGCAAUGGAAGGAGGAGUUGAGGAGGCUGCAGACACACAACUGUGAACAAAGCCAACAAAUCCAACAACUGCGUCAGGACAGACAAAACAGCCAGGAGCACAACAACAGACUGCAGCACGAGGUGACUUUACUCCAGCAGCAGUUAUCAGAGAGCAGACAGCUGCUACACUCCCUACAGAGUGAACUACAGCUGUACGACCGCGUGUGUGGCGUGAGAAAGAGCGCCGCUGCAGGGUUGGUGUGUGGCGUGCGCUGCCCGGCGGUGGAGCUCGCGGAGCUGCUGGUGGAAGUGCGGGCUCUAAGGGCCCAGCUGGAGCGCAGUAUACAGGAGAACAGUGCUCUACGAGCUCAGCUGCAGAAACAGCUGGAUCAUUGCAUCGAUCAGCGCCCGUCGCCCAUCAUCCCGGCCAGUCCGCUGCGAGACGUGCUUUACCGCCGACAGCUUCUGCACGACCCGUCUCCUUCUCCUCCGGUCAGAGACGUGGGGCCGCUGUACUCGCCGUACUCAGAGAUGGAGGAGAGCGCUGUGAACACUAACGACUCACUGGAGCCUCAUGCGGAUCUGGAAGGAGAAGCUCCGGACGGCUCAUUCGCGAACCGUAAUGGGCGGCACGCCAUCGGUCACGUGGACGACUACAGCGCACUGCAGCAGCAGGUGAUGGAGGGCCGGGCGCUGGUGCAGCGGAUGGAGGCGGCGCUGCAGGCGAGUCUCGGAUCAGUCCUGCUGGAGAUCAGCGGAGGGAAGGCUCCAGACUACAAGACAGAGAAGACGCUGCUCUCCGACACCAAGACCUUGAGUCAGAUUCUGGAUGAGGCCGUCUCUCUGCUCAAGAUGUUCUGGCGGGCGGCGCUUCCGAGCAGCGAUGGUCCCGCUCAUCUCAUUCAGAGGGAGCAGUCGAUGCGUGAGGAGAUCCAGUCGCUGCGUUUGCGGAUCGCUGAACAGGAGGAGGUUCUGCAGGGAACCAUCCAGCGUCUGCGCUGCUCAAACCGAACCAAAGAAAGCAUGGAAACCUUCAUCGUCAACCAGCUUUCCCGGACGCGAGAUGUGCUGAAGAAAGCACGAGCGAAUCUAGAGAAGAACGAGCUCAGGAUUUCCUCUCUAAGCUCCUCCUCUUCCUCUCUUUUCCAUGGUAAAGUCUUCACAGGUGCGUCCGCAGGUUCUUCUGCUUGGGGUCGCGUGACCUCUGCGUCUUCUGCGAUCGCCGUGGAAACAGCCAAUCUGCAGCAACCUGCCAAGAAGCGGGUCAGGGAAUGACUUGAGCCUUCCGCCUCCCGUUAAACCAGCCGACAACCAGUCAACGCCUCUAACUCACCCGCCUUACCCUCCUUCUGUGCAAUUUUACCUCUUUCCUUUAACAGUGGGCCGUUAAUAUCCACAUGCCUAUUGAUUGACAGUUUGUGAGAAGACAGUAUUUAUCUUUUGCCACGAGACAGAGAGGAAUCACAUUCUUCACUUUCUGAGAUAUAAACAGACUGCCACAGAAUUCCCUUGAGUAUCUCAGGGAUUUUUGGCAAAAACACAUUACAUUUGUGCGGCUGAUCAGCAUGCGAGCCGUUCUGAGCGCUCACCGCUGUGUCACGAGACAAAAAUGGCAACUAAAGCGUGUGAAAUAAGUUCAAGUGCUUGACAUUGUGCCAUAUAUUGUGCCACUGUUAGUAUUAGUAUGAUUGUUGAUAUUGUCAUCAUUAUCCAGUGCUACUGAUUGAAAUUGAAUGUUGUGUUUAGUAUUUGCAUGAUGGAGGUUGAUAAAAAGAAAGGUUCACCAAACAAGCCAAAGUUUGCAUGGUUAAUUUCCCUCAUUUCGGCUGUUGAUGACGACUUCUGUAUGUAAACUGAUUUCAAGUCACCCAUGUUUACUAGCACUAUUUUAACCACCUUGUAGUAACUGUGUAGGAGUGCUUUGGGCGUCUUGGCAGUCGCUUACGCCUGAACUUCAUUCACAAGCAAAUAAAUGGGUUGAGGACACAAUAUAGAAAGUUGAGACUUUCUGCAUUUGCGAAAAUGAAUAUAGAAUGCGAGUAAGUUGACAUUGAUUUGUGCAGUUAUUCUUGUGCAAAUAUAAUCAAUGACGGUGUUGAAGAUUUCUGAACUACAGAUUGCAAACUUUGGCAGGGGAUUGGUGGGACCAGAGCUGCUGAUGUCACAAUCACGUAGCCAAUCACAAUCAGAGAUGUGUCUUUGUUGCUCUUAGAUUUGUGCUGCUGUAUAUUUUCUUUCCAAGCUGUACAUAUAUGCCUUCCUGCUGUUUGAGUUUGCCGGUGUGGGUCAAUCUAGUCAACGUUUGCUAUAGGAUAUGCAAAUUUAUAACACAUGGGUAGCUGUGCAAUAGCCAU
This is a messenger RNA of Onychostoma macrolepis, 7898 nucleotides long. RefSeq names its product myomegalin. NCBI's taxonomy places the organism in Eukaryota, Metazoa, Chordata, Actinopteri, Cypriniformes, Cyprinidae. The transcript is spliced from 48 exons. Gene Ontology annotation, cellular component: microtubule organizing center. The record is from RefSeq and is a predicted model, not a curated record. The coding region runs from base 196 to 6819 and encodes 2207 amino acids.